AUGUAUAAAGACUUUCCCAUAAUAUUCGAGAGCUGGAAGGCUAUUCCAAUGGAUAAAAAAACAAAGUUUUAUGAUACGAAGAUAAAGCGCCAUUGUGUUGUUGAUGAUGCGCGUGACAAAGAUUACAUACUUGCUUCUGCUGGGAAGAAAUGGAAGGAUGGUCGACAUCACUUGUUUCAUAAAUUUUAUAAAUGGGAUCUCACUUUGGAGGAUAAUCUUAAACAUUAUCCAAAAUGCCAAGGCAUUACGGAAAACGAUUGGACCCUUUUUAGAAUAUCAACAAAAAAUGCCCAAAAUAGAGGAAAAUUAAGGAUUCCGCAUACACUCGGAUCUAAGUCGCUUGCAAGGAAGCAACAUGAGUUGGAAGUGAGAGAUGGGCGAUCAUAUAGGAGAGGAGAAAUGUAUGCAGUUUCACAUAAAAAAUCGGACGAGUCUUUUGUCAAUGAAGAUGCAUACCACAAUAAUGAAAAAUUACAAGCUGCAAUUAAGGAUUCUGUGUCUGAAAAUGAGGCAUUUCAGAAAGUAUUUGGAAAAGAACAUCCUAGAUAUGUUCGUAGUAUGGGACUUGGAGUUGCGCCGUCUCAAAUUAAUAGAUCUACGAGAUCGGCGACUUCUUUGGAAGAAAAUGAAAAAAUAAAGGAAAUGCAAGAAGAAAUUAAUGCACUUAAAGAAAAGAAUUCAAAAAUUGAUGAAUUGAUGGAGGCAGUCGCAUUCUUAAAGCAAAGGGACAAUGAUAUGACAAAGGAAAUUGAACGCUUAAGGCAAAUGCAAAAUUCUAGUGGAAGACAUGGAUUGGAAUCACCCACUGAUGGUAGACGUUCUUCUGAGUCUAGCUACCGAAUUGCAGCUAAUGGAUCAUCAAGAAGGAUAAAUUAG
This is a messenger RNA of Vicia villosa (hairy vetch), 876 nucleotides long. RefSeq lists its product as uncharacterized. The transcript is spliced from 6 exons. Lineage: Eukaryota; Viridiplantae; Streptophyta; Magnoliopsida; Fabales; Fabaceae. The record is from RefSeq and is a predicted model, not a curated record. The coding region runs from base 1 to 876 and encodes 291 amino acids.